UUUCGAGAGUAUCUUAUAGUUUGUCUUUGUCGGUGCGAGUCACUGCUGUGCUUAAAUGAAAAAUGUGCACAUAAGUUUUUAUGCGAAUCAAAUGUACGUGUUACUUUGACACGAAAAUAACGCGUAUGUAAUUUUGCGUGAAAAUCUAUUAGAUUGUUCAGCAGGAAUUUUUAACCACGAAAUUGCCCACGGUCGCUUUUGCUCUCGCAUAAGUACACGAAGAGACUACAUUUGACGUAUGAAAAGAUGGUGACUGAUUGAUAUCGAAGUUUAAUGAUAACGCAGAUUCCGAGCGUUUCUACUCAUUUCUGCUACGAUAAAAUUAUUAACUGCGUAAAAGAUGGACGGAGGAUCGUCAUUAAGGAUACUGUGAGCAGCUGGAGAUAUCGAUUUUGAUAUCUCAAAAAAGUAAUUAGAUGAAAAAAUUAUGAGUUUAUUAAAGCAAUUGUUUUGAAUUAUAAAUUCCAUACAAUGUCUCAUUGCGAAGAAGAAGUGGUGUCACCUGGUUUUCAUCAAUUAAGUAUUACAAUUGAAGCAGCUAUACUAAGAAGUUCGACCUUUUUAAAGCCUAAUCCGUAUAUAGAAUUCUCAGUUGAUGAUAAAAGUCCUCGUAAAACAGAGGUGUCAAAGUCCACAUAUCAACCAAAGUGGAAUGAAGAGUUUACUAUACUUGUGACACCAUAUUCACAGUUGCAUUUUCGAUUACUUGACCACAGUACAUUUCGCAAAGAUACACUGAUAGGAGAGAAACGGAUAAGUCUAUUUCAAGUGUUAUCACAUUAUAAUGGAAAAUUAGAAAAUUUAGAAUUGACAUUUGAUUUAAUGAGUGAGAGCAAACAUGAUUCUCAACUGUGCAAAGUCGGUGAAUUAAUUACGGUGUUUAAUGGACUUAGAAUUGAUACCACAAAUGAGACACCACUAAGUAUUAGUGAGCCGCCCUGCCAAAUACAAUCUGAUGUUUUAGGUGCCACAAACAAUGAUGCAAUCAAUAACCGAAGUAUUCUCAAUGGUGGAGUUCGUGCACGUAUGAGAUUACAUAGUUCAGAGAAUCUUAUGCCGUCUGUAUGUCGUGGUUUGACAAAUAUUCAUCUUAAUCCCAACAAUGGUGGAAACAGUCAGACAAAUAAUAAUAAAAAUGUCGGAACUUCUAUUGCGAUCUCAUGUGCGGACGGUACAUCGAGUAGCAACAUCGGUAACAGCAGUAGCAGCAGCAGCCUUUCCACAAGUGCUUUGGUGAAUGGACACGCAAUUCCAAUAGCAGAUAAAUCUAUGGUAUCUCCGAAAAAUCGACAUGCCGCGGAUGUACGAACUUUUGCAAGUAGAUUGGCCGUUAAAGACGAGUCUUCAGCGUCAUCCAAUUCGUCGGAAAGUCGAGUGUAUACACGGGGCAAUUAUUGCAAUGCGGAACAAUCCGCUAUGAUCAAAUUGGAUUCACGCAAUGUUCCGCGAUGCGAGCAAUCUUCGAUUAUUCCGGGACAACAGAUAUGUGCUGAUGCUUGUGGAAUUUCUCGACAAGAUCAAUCGACGCUUCCCAAUGCGGAUAGUUCUGGUCCUUCAGGUCAAAUGGACCUGAGUGCUUCACCACAUGCGGAUGUACAUAGCGGUAGUGCUCUGCGAAUAGAACAACCGAUUGUCGCGACUCUUCCAGACGGUCGUGUAGUGACACGAUCGGAACAAUCGAUGAAUAUUCUUUUGACGGAAGAUUUAUGUACGCGACAGCCAGAUCAUACGACGAACAUUCGACGAUUAAGCGUAAAUGAGGAUCUGUGCCCGGCAACGAGACAAAUGGAACAGUCCACCACGAACAUUCUCGUAUCCGAGGACUUGCGUGGAAUGAGACAGCACGCCGAUCAAUCCGCAAACUCGAUUCGUGUGACGGAAGAUUUACGAAUUCCUCGUGCGGAGCAACCGAUAAAUACGCAAGGCGCUCUGGAUUUACGUGGAGUGUCGCGCAGUCAACAAAACACGAAUAUUUCCUUGAAUGACGGUCGUGCGUUGAUUUCUCGACCGGAGCAAUCGACAAUGAUUCCUCUGACCGAGGGGCGGCCGAAUUCUAUCGCGGAACAUGUAUCUCCAGCUGUACUGCCAGAUCUUCGUUCUGGUGUUCCACGAAUUCUGCAAACUACGGCUACGUUGCCUAGUCAAUCCGUUGCCGUGCCAGUAGCUGGGCAAUCUGUCGCGCAAUCGGGAUCCUCGGUGCUGCUUGCUGAAGAAGUCGGCCAUUCUGAGGAACCAUUGCCACCUGGUUGGGAAAUGAGAUACGAUUUGUAUGGAAGGAGAUAUUAUGUCGAUCAUAAUACUCGAAGCACGUCUUGGGAAAGACCUCAACCUUUGCCUCCUGGAUGGGAAGUUCGUCGUGACCCAAGAGGUAGAAUCUAUUAUGUUGAUCACAAUACGAGAAGUACGACGUGGCAAAGACCAAAUACGGAAAGAUUGCAGCAUUUCCAGCACUGGCAGGGUGAACGACAAUAUGUCGUCCAACAAGGAAAUCAAAGAUUUCUUUAUCCCCAGCCUCAUGGAAAUCAAGCUGCUGCGGGUCUGUCGACAUCUGUAGCCGACGACGACGACGCUCUGGGACCAUUACCGGCUGGUUGGGAAAGACGAAAGCAACCGGAAGGAAGAAUUUAUUAUGUAAAUCAUAAGAAUCGAACUACGCAGUGGGAGGAUCCCCGAACACAAGGUCAAGAAACCGGAAUGGAUGAACCACCGUUGCCGGAUGGCUGGGAGAUACGUUUAACUGAAGACGGAGUUCGAUAUUUUGUCGAUCAUAACACUCGAACCACGACAUUUCAGGAUCCAAGGCCGGGUGCACCCAAAGGCCCGAAAGGUGUAUAUCGUGUGCCAAGAGCGUACGAGAGAUCAUUCCGAUGGAAAUUGUCUCAAUUCCGGUUCUUGUGUCAGACUAAUGCGUUGCCUAAUCAUAUUAAGAUUAGCGUUAGUCGACAAACAUUGUUUGAAGAUUCCUAUCAUCAAAUAAUGAAUGCAGAAGCCUUUGCGCUAAGACGGAGAUUAUAUAUAAUAUUUAAAGGAGAGGAAGGUCUGGAUUAUGGAGGUGUAUCUAGGGAAUGGUUUUUCUUACUGAGUCACGAAGUUUUAAAUCCAAUGUACUGCCUAUUUGAAUAUGCCAAUAAAAGCAAUUAUAGUUUGCAAAUAAACCCAGCAUCAUAUGUCAAUCCCGACCACUUGCAAUAUUUCAAAUUUAUUGGCAGAUUUAUCGCAAUGGCUCUUUAUCACGGGCGAUUUAUAUACAGCGGAUUUACAAUGCCGUUUUAUAAACGCAUGCUGAAUAAAAAAUUGGUUAUGAAGGAUAUAGAAUCGAUUGAUCCUGAGUUUUACAAGUCUCUCGUGUGGAUAAAAGAAAAUAAUAUUGAUGAGUGCGGCCUAGAAUUGUAUUAUAGUGUGGAUUUUGAGAUUCUUGGUCAAGUAAUACAUCACGAAUUAAAAGAAGGUGGCGAUAAAGUUAGAGUAGGCGAAGAAAAUAAAGAAGAAUACAUCAGGUUAAUGACAGAAUGGAGAAUGACAAGAGGUAUAGAAGAACAAACAAAAGCAUUUUUGGAAGGCUUCAAUUCUGUUGUACCUCUAGAAUGGCUCAAAUAUUUCGAUGAACGUGAACUGGAACUCAUGCUUUGUGGCAUGCAGGAAAUAGACGUUGAAGAUUGGCAACGCAAUACAAUUUAUAGACAUUACACUCGUAACAGUAAACAGAUUCUGUGGUUUUGGCAGUUUGUAACGAGAACGGACAGCGAAAAAAGAGCUAGACUGUUACAAUUUGUGACUGGUACUUGUCGUGUACCUGUUGGUGGAUUUGCUGAAUUAAUGGGGAGCAACGGUCCACAAAGAUUUUGUAUAGAGAAGUUUGGAAAGGAUACCUGGUUGCCAAGAUCACAUACUUGCUUCAAUAGACUAGACCUACCACCUUACAAAAGUUACGAUCAAUUAGUAGAAAAACUAAAUUAUGCGAUUGAAGAAACAGAAGGAUUUGGCCAAGAAUAAUUGUAAAUAUGCUAAUGAAUGAGUAGGUACGCUACUACUAUUUAUAUAUGAUUAACAGAUGGCAAAACAAAAUUUAGGGUAAUAGCACAAACUAAAAUACGGUAAAUGAGUUUAUGCUACGUUCAAAAUUUGUUGAGUGCAAUUAUUAUUAACAUUGUAAAAGUUUCGAAUAAUUAAAGAUGUUUAUAGGUAAAUUGCCCAAAAAUUUGUAUAAAGCGUCAUAAAUUAUAUGCAAAUAAUGUAAUAAUUCAAAUUAAUAUCCAUUUAUUCUAACA
This is a messenger RNA of Linepithema humile (Argentine ant), 4268 nucleotides long. RefSeq names its product Suppressor of deltex (gene Su(dx)). Gene Ontology annotation, biological process: proteasome-mediated ubiquitin-dependent protein catabolic process; protein polyubiquitination. Gene Ontology annotation, molecular function: ubiquitin protein ligase activity; protein binding. Gene Ontology annotation, cellular component: cytoplasm. Lineage: Eukaryota; Metazoa; Arthropoda; Insecta; Hymenoptera; Formicidae. The record is from RefSeq and is a predicted model, not a curated record.